AUGUUUAAGCGCUCGUUUCGGUCCCACCAGGACCACAUUCGCGUGGACAAGACCCAUCGUCUGAAGAAGCAAGGCUCCGUGCGCGAUCCCACGAAGCUGUCGAAAUUGCAAAGGUCGCUCAACCACGAGCAGCAUGAUGUGUCCAUGACACAGCCUGUUGCGCCCUCCCCGAUUGUGACCAUCACGAUCGGUCGCGAGGGCCGGCUCUUUGCGGCGCACGAAGAUGUGUUGCGGCAGGCUCCCUUUUUCGAGGCGGCCUGCCGUGAGCACUUUUCCGAUGCGCAGAGUAGGAAGAUCUCUCUACCCGAAGAAGAACCCGAGGUCUUCUCGGCUGUCCUCGAGUACCUCUACAAGGGCGACUACUACCCACGCCUGAUCCACAACAGGCACCGCAACUCUUGGGAGCUCGAGGACCACCAGCCGACUACAAAGAGCCCUCGGCCUUCACCCAACCCCGCCCACAAUGGAGGCGGCCAAACGCCCGCCGUCGACGCUGCCGUCUAUCUCUCGAGCAUCGACGCCGACAUCCUUCGCGACACGGUUGUAUACUGUGCUGCGGAGCGCUACGGUCUCGAAGAGCUGAAGCGCCUCGCCCUGCGCAAGCAAGGACUGCAGGCCGGUAUUGAUGUCGGUACCAUCCUGCGGUCCGCGCAGUACGCCUACGCGCACACACCAGACUCGGACAGCCGCCUGCGCGCGCACUACCUCGCCUUGAUUAUCCGCUGCCGCAAGACGUUCAAGCGCAGCGGGACCAUGCAGGCUGAGAUGGAGGCUGGUGGCAGCAAGUUGUUUUUUGACCUGUUUGUGGCCAUGUGCAAUCACUUGGACGAUGUCAUUGACGUGACCAAUGCGCGCACGCCAAAGACUGUCUGA
Emericellopsis atlantica is the source of this 873-nucleotide messenger RNA. RefSeq lists its product as uncharacterized. The record is from RefSeq and is a predicted model, not a curated record. The transcript has a single exon. Bases 1 to 873 code for a protein of 290 amino acids. NCBI's taxonomy places the organism in Eukaryota, Fungi, Ascomycota, Sordariomycetes, Hypocreales, Bionectriaceae. Gene Ontology annotation, molecular function: protein binding.